Messenger RNA from Aaosphaeria arxii CBS 175.79, 423 nucleotides. RefSeq lists its product as uncharacterized. The transcript is spliced from 2 exons. The record is from RefSeq and is a predicted model, not a curated record. The coding region runs from base 105 to 398 and encodes 97 amino acids. Lineage: Eukaryota; Fungi; Ascomycota; Dothideomycetes; Pleosporales.
UACCAAACAACCUCAGACCCCCCCACCAAACCAAUAACCCUACCACCCACCCAAUCGCUUCCACCACAUUCAUCAAACCCCCAACGAACAGAAGCCAAAUAACAAUGGAUCUCUCCGGCAGCUCCUCCGUAGGCGCCAACGUCGACCUCUCCAAGCUCUCCGACCGCGACAAGCAAGAACUCCAACAAUUCGUCCUCAACGAGAGCCAGAAAGCCCGCAUUCAACAAUCGAUACACUCCCUGACCGACACAUGCUUCCGCAAGUGCAUACCCGCGGGUGCGGUGAAGAAGGGCGCGCUGGAGGCGAAGUCCGAGGAGCCGUGUAUGCGGCAGUGCGUGGAUAGGUUUUUGGAUGCGAAUUUGGUGGUUAUGAAGGAGCUUGAGCGGUUGAGGGGAUAGAUUGAUUGAGUAGGGAGGGGAGGGG